UUUACAAAGAAAGAAAAAGCAAAGAGAUUUUCUGUGCAAAAAUGGGCGCUAUUGGAAUAUGUCUUGUCUCUCUCAUUACAUCAUGUCUCCUGAUCCAUAGCGUUUCAGCUACAACAAGGCAUUAUAAAUUUGAAAUCAAAAUGCAAAAUGUUACAAGAUUAUGCCACACCAAGAGUAUGGUGACAGUGAAUGGACAAUUCCCUGGACCUAAAGUUGUGGCAAGGGAAGGUGAUCGUCUUGAAAUUGAGGUGCUCAAUCAUGUUCAGAACAACAUCUCUAUCCAUUGGCAUGGAAUUAGACAGCUUCGUAGUGGAUGGGCAGAUGGACCAGCAUAUAUAACACAAUGUCCCAUUCAAACUGGUCAGAGUUAUGUCUAUAACUUCACUAUAAUUGGCCAAAGAGGAACAUUUUGGUGGCAUGCACAUAUUUCAUGGUUGAGAUCAACUGUUUAUGGUCCUAUAAUUAUUCUUCCAAAGAAAAAUACUCCUUAUCCAUUUGCCAAACCCUACAAAGAAGUUCCCAUCAUCUUUGGCGAAUGGUUCAAUGCAGACACUGAGGCUAUAAUUGCCCAAGCUUUACAAACAGGUGGAGGUCCUAAUGUUUCUGAUGCCUAUACUAUCAAUGGACUUCCUGGCCCUUUGUAUAAUUGUUCAGCCAAAGAUACUUUUAAGCUGAAGGUGAAACCUGGAAAGACUUAUCUUCUUCGAUUGAUCAAUGCUGCACUUAAUGAUGAGCUUUUCUUCAGCAUUGCGAAUCAUACUCUUCGAGUUAUCGAUGCUGAUGGCGUUUAUGUUAAACCCUUUGAGACAGACACACUUAUUAUUACUCCAGGACAAACUCACAAUGUUCUUCUCAAAACUAAACCUCAUUUUCCUAAUGCCACAUUUUACAUGACCGCUCGGCCAUAUGUGACAGGUCCUGGCACAUUUGACAACUCUACAGUUGCUGGAAUUUUAGAGUAUGAAUCAAAAUCAAGACCCCAUUUGAAAAACCUACCACUUUUUAAGCCAUUACUACCAGCUCUCAAUGACACCACUUUUGUCACCAAUUUUACGAGUAGAUUAAGAAGUCUUGCUACUCCUCAUUUCCCUGCUAAUGUACCUCUAAACGUCGAUAAACAUUUAUUUUUCACAGUAGGUCUUGGAACAAGUCCUUGUGAUCAAAACAAAACUUGCCAAGGACCAAAUGGCACAAAAUUCUCAGCUUCAGUUAACAAUAUAUCAUUUGUUCAACCUACAACUGCACUUCUCCAAUCUCAUUUCUUAGGACAAUCCAAGGGUGUAUACAAGCCUGAUUUUCCUUAUAGUCCUUUAAAUUGGUUUAACUACACUGGGAACCCUCCAAAUAACACCUUAGUUAAGAAUGAUACAAAACUUAUGGUUUUGCCAUUUAACACGAGCGUGGAGUUAGUGAUGCAAGACACAAGUAUUCUUGGUGCUGAAAGUCACCCUCUUCAUCUUCAUGGAUUUAACUUCUUUGUUGUUGGCCAAGGGUUUGGGAAUUUUGACGGCAAUAAGGAUCCAGCAAAUUUCAACCUUGCUGAUCCUAUUGAGAGGAAUACUGUAGGUGUCCCUUCUGGUGGUUGGGUUGCUAUUCGAUUUCUAGCAGACAAUCCAGGAGUAUGGUUUAUGCAUUGUCACCUGGAAGUUCAUACAAGUUGGGGAUUGAAAAUGGCAUGGUUGGUUCUCGAUGGAAAACUUCCUAAUCAGAAGCUACCUCUUCCCCCAAGAGACCUCCCCAAGUGUUGAGAGUUUAAUUUUGUACAAUUUUUGUACCUAUCAUUUUUUGCUCGAUCGUUGAUGUUUCAGCAUUUUGGUUUUGUUAUGUGUGGAUAUCAUUUUAUACUUCUUGCAUCCAAAGUAAUUGACGUCUAUAUCCUUUAAAGUACAUUUACAAUAUGGUGUGAAAAAUAUAGAAGUGCUUUUAUAAAAGAAUUUUUUUUCCGA
This is a messenger RNA of Nicotiana tabacum (common tobacco), 1946 nucleotides long. Its product is annotated as laccase-17. The record is from RefSeq and is a predicted model, not a curated record. Lineage: Eukaryota; Viridiplantae; Streptophyta; Magnoliopsida; Solanales; Solanaceae. Gene Ontology annotation, biological process: lignin catabolic process. Gene Ontology annotation, cellular component: apoplast. Gene Ontology annotation, molecular function: copper ion binding; hydroquinone:oxygen oxidoreductase activity.